This is a messenger RNA of Trypanosoma conorhini, 1686 nucleotides long. RefSeq names its product putative dolichyl-P-Man:GDP-Man5GlcNAc2-PP-dolichyl alpha-1,2-mannosyltranslocase. Lineage: Eukaryota; Euglenozoa; Kinetoplastea; Trypanosomatida; Trypanosomatidae. The record is from RefSeq and is a predicted model, not a curated record. The transcript has a single exon. Gene Ontology annotation, biological process: dolichol-linked oligosaccharide biosynthetic process; glycolipid translocation. Gene Ontology annotation, cellular component: endoplasmic reticulum membrane. Bases 1 to 1686 code for a protein of 561 amino acids.
AUGGACUUCAAGGGCCACUUGGCUUCCGCCGUGGCACUUAACGUCACACUGAAGCUGCUGACGUUCACGCUGACCACCCUGCUCACCCGUCAGCUCGCCCCCAACGAAAGUGGCAUCAAUUUCUCCUGUCAGCUGUACUUUAACACCGUUCUCUUUCUCGCACGCGACUGCGUUCGGAGUGUGAACGCCCGAAAAAACCUGCGGGAGAGGGCAGAGGAUGGAAAGUUGGUUCUGCAGGUGAUGAACUGCGCCAGUGCCUCUCUUCCCCUUGGAAUUGCGGUCAUGGUGACGCUGGAGCUGCUGCCUCUGUGCGGCAUUCGUGUGUUUCCCUCGUUAGUCGCACUUCCGCGGGUGGGGGACGUCGCCGCCGCGGUGGGGCUGCCGGAGCUCCUCUUGGCCCUGAGCGUCGUCGUUUCUCUCACGGUGGAGCCGUGCGUCGCGCUGGUUCUGGCGUUUGACUACGCACGGAUUAUUGUCACCUCCGAAUUCUGGGCGUUGCUGUCACGCCUGGUGGCGUGUUUGCUUUUCCUGCGGGCGCGUGGGGGCCUGGGCGGGGAUUUGUACAACGCGCGCCUCUGCUUCGCGAACGGGUACUUGACGUACGCGACUGCGACCGCAGUGUACUUUUUCUGGCUCUGGAAUCGCCGUAGCUGCCGCGGGCGCAAGGAGCAUGAGGCGGCCAAAAACGAGGAUCUCCUGCAGAAGGCUCGGAGAGGCGCAAUCGCGGCACGGUGGGGUGCAGCACGGCCUGCGGCCGCGUCUCCCGUCUCCUUCUCGCUGUGGUUGCGAGCGUCUCUGCCGUGGUGUUUCCUUUCAUGGCGCGCCGCGUGGGCGGAGGCGACGAGGGAGACGCUGCUGCUGCGCCAAUUUUUGCGAGAGAGUUGUCUGCGGCUUUUACUCUCAGAAGGGGAACACUUCGCUCUCGCAGCGGUUGCCUCGGCGACGGUGAUGGGGGAGUACGAUCUUGUCUCCAGCCUCGGCGCCAUCUUCGCCCGCCUCAUUUUUCGCGUGUGGGAAAAUGCCUGCUUUGUGAAGUGGAGCCGUGACGCUGCGAAGGGCAAAGGAGAGGAGGCCAUCAGCCUGCUUGUCACAAUGCUGCGGGUUGCCUCCUAUUUUGGCGCGGCAGUGGUGCUGCUGGCGCCACCGCUUGCCGAGGGACUUCUCCUGGGGCUCUUUUCCCGCCGCUGGGCCUCCCCUGUUAUGGUGCGGGUGCUGCAGCUGUACUGUUACCUGCUGCCGCUUUUGGCCUGGUAUGGGCUGCUAGACGCGUUUGUGCGGGCGACGGCGUCGGCAUCGACGCUGCGGCUAACGCAGCGUGUGAUGGUGGCGCAGGCCGCGAUGUACGCCAUUGCCUGCUAUGUGGUGCUGCGCCUGCGCUGGGUCGUUGAUGACCCGGCGACGGGGCUAAUUGCAGUGAACAUCGCCGCUAUGGCCCUGCGCUGCGCCUCGGGGUUGUGCCUGCUGCUGGUGGGGCCCGGCGAGGGGCCGCCCCGCCUGCGGCUGUGCGACCUAAAAGCCGUCGUCCCCCGACGGAUCGCGCUGGCGUGGGCGGUUCUCUUCGCCUACACCCGGUGGGCCCCGUGGGGGCCGGCCACCGCGCUGACGGCGGCCCCCCUGUUUGCGUGGGCCCUGCUGCGGUGGGACCCGGAGCUCCGCCGCGGGGCGCUGAACGCGCUGCGCCGCUGA